GAAAUUGGUCUCUUUGCAAUGAGGAUUUAAACUCUUUCCGAGGCCACCCUUUUUUCUCGCAUGAGUCAAGUCGGCUCAAUCAUAUUUACACCUCACAUAAACUUUCAAGCCAGCUGAUCAUGGGUACCUCAACCGUUGUUACAGGGCCGGAAACUACCUUACUCCGCUUGGCAUCGGGGAAUGGACCGGUCACACGCCGGGUCUUGUGCACUCCGCUCCGCGACGCACUUUCUACUGAGAUUCCGAUCAUUGAUAUCUCGCUCGCAUUCCGUACGGACCUUGCCGACCGUAUUUCUGUUGCGCAGCAGGUUCGCAACGCCUCGACAACCUGCGGUUUUUUCUACCUGACCAACCAUGGUAUCGACCCGUGCAUCAUCGACUCAGCAUUUACAGCAUGCUUAGACUACUUUCGCCAGGAUAAGAAUGCAAAGAUGCGUUCGUGGGUGGGAAAGAGUCGUUACUUUAACGGCUACAAACCACCUGGAUCCCAGCGCAUAAACAAAUCAGAAAGCGUUGACGUCCGCGAGUCGUUCGGCUGGUCUUACGAUCCCCGCUAUGACCCUGACGUGAAGGAUGUGCGGGCCAUUCCUGACGAGGCCAGGCAAUUCCUGCGAAUGGAGGACUUUCACUGGGAUGGGACUUCCAGCACGCCAUUUUUCAAGAAAGCCGUCAUUCGGUACUGGCAAUCCUGUAUGAAGCUUGCACGCGUGUUGGUUCGCACUUUUGCGCUGUCUCUCGAGCUGCCAGAGGAUUAUUUCGAUGCAAAGUUUGCGUAUCCUGACGCAGCCCUGGCGCUGAACUAUUACCCACCUUUGCCCCAAGCUUCGGACAAUGUCGACUCAGCUGGAAACCGUCAGGUCUCCAUAGGUUCGCACACAGACUUCCAGCUCUUCACCAUACUGUGGCAAGAUGCUGUUGGGGGGUUACAGGUGCUGAAUCGCGAGGGCCAAUGGAUCAGGGCUGCGCCGAUACCAGGGACACUUGUCGUCAACAUUGCCGAUUACAUGCAGCGGAUAACCAACGACCUGUACGUCAGUACUGUUCAUCGAGCCCAAAACUUGAGUGGCAGCGAACGCAUCAGUAUGCCCUUCUUCUUUGGGUUCGGGUUACAUGAAAGCUGUGGAGUUAUUGACACUUGUGUAAAACAUGGAGAUGUGCCCAAAUACAGCGAGAUUGGCUGCCAGCAGUGGGUGCAAAGAAGAGCGCAAGCAAUGCAUAAGGUAGAAUCUGAUGAUGAAAAUGAGGAAUAAUCUGCAUUUCUCUACUCUGUCACUCUGAAUGCGCACAGCAGGGGAUUUGAAGUUCUGCUGGCUAGUUCACACGACACAGCUAGCCCAAAUGCUCUCGUCUAUGACAACGUAGGGUCCGAAAAUGAAGUUUUUCAACACUCUGAAAGAUAUAACAUUCAGCGAGUAGAAUCACAGCCCGUUUCAGUCGAGAUUCAAGAUCUUUAGGAUGGCCCAUGUAGAAAUAUGCAUACAUUCACCGUAGCUAAACGAGG
Colletotrichum navitas is the source of this 1501-nucleotide messenger RNA. Its product is annotated as 2OG-Fe(II) oxygenase. The transcript has a single exon. Gene Ontology annotation, molecular function: 2-oxoglutarate-dependent dioxygenase activity. The record is from RefSeq and is a predicted model, not a curated record. Lineage: Eukaryota; Fungi; Ascomycota; Sordariomycetes; Glomerellales; Glomerellaceae. The coding region runs from base 120 to 1250 and encodes 376 amino acids.